Messenger RNA from Drosophila willistoni, 1838 nucleotides. RefSeq names its product juvenile hormone esterase. NCBI's taxonomy places the organism in Eukaryota, Metazoa, Arthropoda, Insecta, Diptera, Drosophilidae. The record is from RefSeq and is a predicted model, not a curated record. The transcript has 3 exons.
AAGUUUAAAUUAAAAAAAAAGAAACCUAAAAUAAAUAAAAUGCUUGUGAUGUAUUUUAUCGUGUUCAUAGUCCUGCUUAGUCAGGACACAGUUUUCAAUUUGUGUUCUGCCCAAACUGGGCCAGUGGUUAAUACUACAAUUGGCCGUAUUGAAGGCACCAUAAUGGAAAGUUUUCAAGGCAAAAGCAUAUAUGCGUUUCGUGGUAUACCAUAAGCCCAGCCACCAAUUGGAAAUCUAAGAUUUGCUGCCCCACAACCCAUUGAGCAAUUUGAAUAUGAAAUUUUUCAAGCCACCGCCGAUUCAGCAAUAUGUCCACAACCACUUCCAUAUUUCAAUAUGGAUGAGGAUUGCCUAACAUUAAAUGUUUAUACAAAGGAUUUUGAUGCCAAAUUACCAGUUAUUGUCUAUAUACAUGGCGGGGCUAAUGUUCUGGGCAGUGGCAGCAGCGUUUAUGGAGCAGGACCUCAAUAUUUAAUGGAUCAUGAUGUUGUCUAUGUGGCCUUUAAUUAUCGAUUGGGUGCUUUGGGUUAUCUAAGAACCUCUGGUGAUAAUGUGAAAGGCAAUUUUGGUUAUUUAGAUCAAUUGUUGGUUCUAAAAUGGGUUAACGAGCAUAUUGCCAAUUUUGGUGGUGAUCCCGACAAUGUUACCAUUAUGGGCAUGAGUGCCGGCUCAAUAGCUGUCAGUCUUCACUUGGCUUCGCCAUUAUCGAAAAAUUUAUUCCAUCGUGCCAUAUUGAUGAGUGGUUCGGCAACAAAUCAUUUUGCCAAUGAUAAUGCAUAUUGGACACGAAAGUUGGCCAGAGAAAUCUCGUGUCCCAUGUAUGAUCCUGAAGAUGUAGUUGAAUGUUUGCGUGGUGUUACCUGGGAGAAAAUAAUUGAGAUUUGUGGUAGAUGGGAGCCAUACAGUCUUGUUAAUCAAAAAUGGAUAUAUGAAAUUGAUGAUUAUUUUAUGCCCGAACAUCCUACGGCUCUCAUAGAAAAGGGAGAAUUUAAUCGUGUCCCGCUUUUAGUUUCAUUUGCGAAAAAUGAACUCGACUAUUUAGUAAAUUAUCAUUUAGAUUAUCCAUUACUUCUUGAUGAUUUUAAUGUUAAUUUUGUUGAAUAUGCUCCGGAAAUGUUUAUCUUUGACUACAAUUUGACUAGGAGUCAAAAGUUAAAGGACUUUUAUUUAGGCAACAAUCUGACACAAUUUAAUAAUGAAAAUAUUGAAGAUUUGGGAAGAAUCUUUUCGGAUGCCAUUUUAGGACAUGGUAUUUAUCGUCUUGUGCAAUUGGCUAGAAAAUAUACCGAUGUCUAUUACACUCGGAUUGAUUAUGUCGGCCAGCUUAGUACGAUGGCUCCUUUAACGGAGGAUAAUGUCUACAAGGGCGUGGCACAUGGCGAUGAUUUGCAAUAUGUUAUGCCCAGUUUUCUUGAAUUGAUGCCAACAAACGGUUCCGAUGUAUUCAUGAUGGAACGUCUAACAGAAUGGUUUACCAAUUUCGCCAAAACUGGAUCACCAGUAUCGAGUUCUGAGAACUGGCCACCAUGCAAUUCUACAGUCAUGAAUCUUCUUUACAAUGAUGUCAACACCACAUUGGGUCUACCAGCCUAUACGGAUCGCUAUGAGCUCUGGGAUGAACUCUUUCCCACGCCGGGCAGUGCAAAGGGAGGUGCAACUAAUUUAAGUGUCAGCCAACUUAGCGUAUUUAUGAUUGCCAUAGCAACAGGUGUGACCUCUUGGCUAAUGUCAAUUAAUUAACCAAUCUUUCCUUUACAACAGGCUUUACUUUUCUUGGGAUAUUGGGUUUUGACAGUUUAAAGUUUUGGGAUAUUAAGCUUUAAUAAAUGUUUAUUUAA